AUGUCUGUAGCCCAGCUGGUCCAGGACAUGUCUGUUCACCAGCCUUACCAGGACAUAUCUGUAAACCAGCGGGACCAGGACAUGUCUAUUUACCAGCUGGACCAGGACACGUCUGUAAACCAGCGGGACCAGGACAUGUCUGUAGCCCAACCGGACCAGGACAUGUCUGUUCACCAGCAGGACCAGGACAUGUCUGUUCACCAGCCUUACCAGGACGUAUCUGUAAACCAGCGGGACCAGGACAUGUCUCCAGCUGGACCGGGACAUGUCUGUUCACCAGCUCGACCAGGACAGCUAGACCAGGACAUGUCUGUUCACCAGCCUUACCAGGACAUAUCUGUUCACCAGCUGGACCAGGACAUGGUUGUAGCCCAGCUGGUCCAGGACAUGUCUGUUCACCUGCUAGAUCAGGACAGGCGUGUUCACCAGCUAGACCAGGACAAGUCUGUUCACCAGUUGGACCAGGACAUAUCUGUAAACCAGUUUGACCAGGACAUGUCUAUUCACCAGCUUGACCAGGACAUGUCUGUAGCCCAGCUUGACCAGGAUAUGUCUGUAGCCCAGCUAGACCAGGACAUGUCUGUUCACCAGCUGGUCCAGGACAUGUCGGUUCACCAGCUAGACCAGCCCAAGUCUCUGGACCAGGACACGUCUGUUCACCAGCUGGACCAGGACCUGUCUGUUCACCAGUUGGACCAGGACAUGUCUGUUCACCAGCCUUACCAGGACGUAUCUGUAAACCAGCGGGACCAGGAGAUGUCUAUUCACCAGCUGGAGCAGGACACGUCUGUAAACCAGCGGGACCAGGACAUGUCUAUUCUCCAACUGGUCCAGGACAUGUCUGUAGCCCAGCUGGGCCAGGACAUGUCUGUUUACCAGCUAGACCAGGACAAGUCUGUUUACCAGCUGGACCAGGACAUGUCUAUAGCCCAGCUGGACCAGGACAUGUCUGUUGCCCAGCUGGUCCAGGACAUGUCUGGUCACCAGCUAGACCAGGACAAGUCUGUUUACCAGCUGGACCAGGACAUGUCUGUACACCAGCUGGACCAGGACAUGUCUGUUUACCACCUGGACCAGGACAUAUCUGUAAACCAGUUUGACCAGGACAUGUCUAUUCAGCAGCUGGACCAGAACAUGUCUGUUUACCAGCUGGCCCAGGACAUGUCUGUAGCCCAGCUGGGCCAGGACAUGUCUGUUUACCAGCUAGACCAGGACAUGUCUGUUCACCAGCCUUACCAGGACAUAUCUGUUCACCAGCUGGACCAGGACAUAUCUGUAUACCAGUUGGACCAGGACAAGUCUAUUCACCAGCUGGACUAG
Molecule: messenger RNA, 1320 nt
Organism: Mizuhopecten yessoensis (Yesso scallop)
Lineage: Eukaryota; Metazoa; Mollusca; Bivalvia; Pectinida; Pectinidae
Exons: 3
Coding region: 1-1320 (439 amino acids)
Source: RefSeq, a predicted model, not a curated record